This is a messenger RNA of Aureobasidium uvarum, 2238 nucleotides long. The record is from the annotation of a GenBank genome assembly. Lineage: Eukaryota; Fungi; Ascomycota; Dothideomycetes; Dothideales; Saccotheciaceae.
AUGGCUGCAGACGCAAUGAGUGACCCGCCAUCAGUCGGCAUCAUAUCAGAGCGACUACGGGGCCUGCUGCAACGCGCCAGAGAAAUCAAAUCAGUCGAAACCAUCGAUCCUCCUCUACCCGUCUCAGAAGUAGCACAGGAAACCUCUUCGCUCGGAAAGGAUGUCUUUGAAUCGCAACCCGACGCGCACAAGUUCUCUGUCGUCGAGACGGCCGCGNNAAAAAAGAUCUUCUACGAAACCAUUGUACGCCCCUCUGCGCUUGUCGCCUUGUCUGGACCUCCUCAAACUAAUGCACCAAUANNGCAAUCCACUGAUAUCAGAACCCCUGGCUUUGUCCGUAUGUGGGACUUCUUGGACCUUCUGCUACUCUGCGGCGAACUUGGACAGUGCGAACCCAUUCUUGCUUUCUGGCUCGUCGAAGAGCUUCUCGACAGUCAGACUACCGAAGGCUGUAGGAUAGUCUUUGACUACCUCGAGUCCAGACGUGAACGACUCAUUCAAAAGGACUUUCACAAGACUCAUCUUGCUCUCCUCCGCUCAUGCAACGAACUGCUGCGCCGACUCUCCAGAGCCGAAGAUGCUGUCUUCUGCGGACGAGUCUUCUUUUUCCUCUUCCAGACCUUCCCUCUUGGCGAUAAAAGUUCCGUCAAUCUGCGCGGUGAAUAUCACACAGAGAACGUUACUGUCUUCGAAAAGGAUCCCCCAGCUGAUGCCGCGACGACGGAACCCAUGGAUGUCGUUAUGGAAGGUGAAACCGAGUCACAGCCAAAAGACGCUGAUGGUACCGAGAACACCGUUCCAAGCAAGGAUCAAACGACAGACUCCACUACCGAGAAGAAAGGCGACGAAACCAAAGCUGAAGACUCAGAAUUCUAUCCCGUUUUCUGGAGGCUACAGCACGACUUCUCGAAUCCGACGCGACUUUUCGAAGACGAAAACUUCACUCCCUUCAAGGACGGCAUCGAGAAGACGCUGGCAAAAUUCAAGAAGACACCAGUAGUCGCACAAACCAAGAGUGCUGGAGAUGCUCAACGUGGUAUCAAACGCAAGCUUGGUGACGAGACGGGUGAUCAAUACGCAAGCAACUACAACCCAAAGUACUUGACCAGUCGGGAACUCUUCGAACUCGAGCUGAGCGACUUGGCAUUUCAACGUCACAUUCUGGUUCAAGGACUCAUUCUCAUUGACUUUCUGCUCUCCCUCACCGACAAAGCAAAGAAGAAGUGGACAGAUGUUGAGAAAGCCAAUCCCAAAUCAGCCAACAAGGGUCUCCUGUACAGCUUCACCUUGAAUGAAGAGAACAAAUGGGUGAUCUCAACACGUUCCAAGAUUGCCGGUUAUCUACAGGAAGGACCCGAGGGAAAGUUUUACUAUCGUAUGGUCGACACUGUGCUUUCCCGCGAUAAGAAUUGGGUGAGAUGGAAAUUGGAGAGCUGUCCACCAAUCGUCAGAGAUGCUGUCACUCCAGAAGAGAACACAGAAGCGAAGUCUGGUGCUCGGCAAGCAACCAUCAAUAGGCGCCUCAAGGCGAAACCAAUGGGUGCCAUCGACGUGACCUUCCUCGCAGAAGUGGACAACGCGAAGGGUCUCGAGGCUCUGAAAGACGUUUCAAGGUUCACGGCUCCAACACCCGAGAAGCUCGUCAAGGGGAUUGAGGGAGACGACCUUGAUCUGGAAAUGGCCAUGACAGACGAAGAGAAGAACUCUUUGGAGGCUGCCAAGCAGAGCAAGACCUGGCGCGCGUUGCGGGCUGCAUCCAGAACCUCACUGGCGUUGUUAGACAAGGUGGAUCCCUCCACACGCUUACCUGCCUUGUUUAAGCAGGAGGAGAACCAGGGAGAGGCUGCUGCUCACGACCCGACAUCUGCACCCGAGAAUGACAGUGGAGAAGUCGCCGUGACCAUGGAUGGCAAGGCAGAAGAAGCCUCUCUCCCACCCAUCGAUGAGAUUAGCCAUCGCGCAAGAGCCACCGGUGAACGAGGGGGACUUUUUCUGAUGGCUUGGCGAACGGUGAACGCGCUCGAUUCGCAUGGCGGCUCGCUUAAAGCGCACCCUGCGCAGAUCAAACCGCCGUCUCUCUCUACGCGUGUCGGGCCCGAGCAGACCAACUUCCGCAGGCACGCCGCAGCAUCAGGUCCUGCUCCCUGGGUCUUGAAAGCUUCGAGCACGAGCAACUCGGAUAACAGGCCCCAGGAGCUCGAGCAGCAAAUCUCCAGCCGCCCUGCGUUCCGACGGUAA